CGACACCAUCCCAUCCCAUCCCAGGCACCCCUUUGGACACUACCCAACCGCACGUCUCUUCCACAACACGACCCGUCGAUUCAAACGCAGCAUCAGGUCAGAAAUGCUGCACCAGCUCCAUUCCCCAUCUUCUAGUAGACGAUGACUACGUACGACGAGUAUGGCAUUCCCGUUGGCGCAUACUCGGAGGAGCCAGAGAGCUUGACCGUGCAAGCUUGGAGAGUCGCGAGAGCUUUCUUUCUGUAUAGAAUAAGACCGGCAGUUCAGGAGAAGCACAGUGUGCUCAAUCGAAGGGAAUGGCGCGUUAGACGUCUGUUCACGCUUGUAAAGGUUCUGGUGGUGAUUUGGUGGGUGGUGCUGUACUGGGGCGAGAGGGGCGCAUUCAAUGGCGCGGUGGAGAGCUGCAGUUGGGAUAAGUGGGAGAAUUGGGAAGACGGCGCAAACCCUCACAGACUCAUAUUCGUUGCCGACCCGCAGCUCAUCGACCCGCAUACCUACCCCGGCCGGCCGUGGCCGCUCAAUCCAUUGACGUACAAAUACACCGACCUCUACUUGCGCCGCGCAUAUUCUCGUUUUCAGACCGUCCUCUACCCCGAUACUAUCUUCUUCCUCGGUGAUUUGUUUGACGGUGGGCGCGAAUGGUCCACGCGAACGACUACUUCUCCUGAGAAACGAUACCGCCACUAUGGCGACGACUUUUGGCUACACGAGUAUAGCCGUUUUGGCGACAUAUUUUUCAAACAUUGGGGCGAUGGGGGAAUGAAGCCGAGACCGGGACAACCUGGACGGAAGAUUAUAAGUAGUUUGCCUGGGAACCAUGACCUUGGUUUCGCAAGAGGUGUCCAGGUUGGUGUACGGGAUAGAUUCAAUGCCUACUUUGGGGACGGAAACAGAAUGGACGUCAUCGCAAACCAUACCUUCGUCUCCAUCGACAGCCUCUCUUUGAGCGCGCUGGGUCAAGACUCCCCGCAACAAGUCCAGGACAUAUGGCGCCACACAACGGACUUUCUCGAGAAUGCAAAAGAGCAGAAGAAGCGACUCAUACGGCGCGAACUGCGUGUCCAACAGGGUUUGCGACCCUACCCGGGGUUCCCACACCAUGAUAUCAAAUCUGAAGACCUGGCAGCUGCAAAGCUUCCUCACGCUCAUAAUGAGGUCACAAACUUUCCCACUAUCUUACUCACCCAUGUCCCGCUCUACCGCACCCCAGGCACACCUUGCGGCCCCCUCCGUGAACACUGGCCGCCAACACCACCCCCAGCGGGCCAACCCCCCCUCGAGCAUGACGACCGCAAUGCCAUUGCCGUGCGCGGCGGGUACCAAUACCAAAACGUGCUCAACCGCGAGAUCACCGCCGACAUUGCCGAGAAAGUUGGAGACAUCCGAUACGCGUUUAGCGGUGACGAUCAUGAUUAUUGUGAGGUGCUGCAUAGGGGGUAUGCAAGUGGGGGAGGGGGGAUCCGGGAGAUUACUGUAAAGUCCAUAUCGUGGGCAAUGGGCGUCCGGCUUCCCGGUGUGGUGCUAGUCAGCAUGUGGAAUCCUGUCGAUGCGCAUGGCAAUUCGCUAUCGGGCGAUGCGAGCAAGACCAUACAGACACAUCUCUGUCUAUUGCCAGAUCAGAUUGGGACGUUCUUGACGUACGGGAUGCUUUUCGGGCUCACCUUUGCUCUACUACUCAUCCGCGCAAACCUCGUCACGUUCGGCUUCAUCUCCACCACGCUUCCUACCACCGAGGCCCCUCUGCUCCCCACUUCCAACCCCUCAACUUCAUCCGCCGAGCAUGAAAAAGCCGCUCUUGCCUCCAACCCUUCGGCUGAAACUCCCUUUAGCGACCCAGCGCACUCCUCCAAUUCCAGCACUUCCUCUGAACGAGGAGGCACCCUACAAGUCCGUUCCGCUCAAGCACGGACUCGCAGCAUCUCUCCUGCAUCCUACGCCCUCGUCCCUUCUACUUCUCAGCCACCACCAUCGGCAGCAUCAUCCAAAUACACAUACCCCCUCGUCCAGCACGCAGGCUACUACGGCUCGUCUGAAGAUCAAGCCAGCUACAACAACGAGAAAGUCAAAGUCUACGGACACAGCAACGUCGUUAGUACGAGAGUGGCCAAGCCGAAGAAGAAACGCAGGGGCUGGAACUUGAUGUUUUAUGAGCUGAGGAGCAGUCUGGCUAGAGUAUGUGUGUGCGGACUCGUAUGGUAUUUCUGGUUGAUUUGGCGGGGGUAGCUGCAACAUGGUAGUUGGCAGUAUUACAUUAUCAUUAGCUUGCAUGAUGGUGUCAAGUAGAAUAUGAAUAUCAAUAUCAAUAUUAACAAACAUUCAAAC
Molecule: messenger RNA, 2322 nt
Organism: Cucurbitaria berberidis CBS 394.84
Lineage: Eukaryota; Fungi; Ascomycota; Dothideomycetes; Pleosporales; Cucurbitariaceae
Exons: 2
Coding region: 142-2223 (693 amino acids)
Biological process (GO): GPI anchor biosynthetic process
Cellular component (GO): endoplasmic reticulum
Source: RefSeq, a predicted model, not a curated record